GGGGAGGUGUGCAGGGCUGGGGUCACUGACUCUGCUUCCCCUGCCCCACAUGGUGUCCCCACAGGGACAGCAUGGACAGCGUCAAGCAGAGUGCGGCCCUGUGCCUCCUGCGACUCUACAAGGCCUCGCCUGACCUGGUGCCCAUGGGCGAGUGGACGGCACGUGUGGUACACCUGCUCAAUGACCAGCACAUGGGCGUGGUCACGGCUGCUGUCAGCCUCAUCACCUGUCUCUGCAAGAAGAACCCAGACGACUUCAAGACGUGCAUCUCCCUGGCUGUGUCGCGCCUCAGCCGGAUUGUCUCCUCAGCCUCCACCGACCUCCAGGACUAUACCUACUACUUCGUCCCAGCGCCCUGGCUCUCGGUGAAGCUCCUGCGGCUGCUGCAGUGCUACCCGCCUCCAGAGGAUGCAGCUGUGAAGGGGCGGCUGGUGGAAUGUCUGGAGACUGUGCUCAACAAGGCCCAGGAGCCCCCCAAAUCCAAGAAGGUGCAGCACUCCAACGCCAAGAACGCCAUCCUCUUCGAGACCAUCAGCCUCAUCAUCCACUAUGACAGUGAGCCCAACCUCCUGGUGCGGGCCUGCAACCAGCUGGGCCAGUUCCUGCAGCACCGGGAGACCAACCUGCGCUACCUGGCCCUGGAGAGCAUGUGCACGCUGGCCAGUUCUGAGUUCUCCCACGAAGCCGUCAAGACGCACAUUGACACCGUCAUCAAUGCCCUCAAGACGGAGCGGGACGUCAGCGUGCGGCAGCGGGCAGCUGACCUCCUCUACGCCAUGUGUGACCGGAGCAAUGCCAAGCAGAUCGUGUCAGAGAUGCUGCGGUACCUGGAGACAGCCGACUAUGCCAUCCGCGAGGAGAUCGUCCUGAAGGUGGCCAUCCUGGCUGAGAAGUACGCCGUGGACUACAGCUGGUAUGUGGACACCAUCCUCAACCUCAUCCGCAUUGCGGGCGACUACGUGAGUGAGGAGGUGUGGUACCGUGUGCUACAGAUCGUCACCAACCGUGAUGACGUCCAGGGCUAUGCCGCCAAGACGGUCUUUGAGGCGCUCCAGGCCCCCGCCUGUCAUGAGAACAUGGUGAAGGUUGGCGGCUACAUCCUUGGGGAGUUUGGGAACCUGAUUGCUGGGGACCCCCGCUCCAGCCCCCCAGUGCAGUUCUCCCUGCUCCACUCCAAGUUCCACCUGUGCAGCGUGGCGACGCGGGCGCUGCUGCUGUCCACCUACAUCAAGUUCAUCAACCUCUUCCCCGAGACCAAGGCCACCAUCCAGGCCGUGCUGCGGGCCGGCUCCCAGCUGCGCAAUGCUGAUGUGGAGCUGCAGCAGCGAGCCGUGGAGUACCUCACCCUCAGCUCGGUGGCCAGCACCGACGUCCUGGCCACAGUGCUGGAGGAGAUGCCGCCCUUCCCCGAGCGCGAGUCGUCCAUCCUGGCCAAGCUGAAACGCAAGAAAGGGCCAGGGGCCGGCAGCGCCCUGGAUGAUGGCCGGAGGGACCCAAGCAGCAACGAUAUCAACGGGGGCGUAGAGCCCACCCCCAGCACUGUGUCGACGCCCUCGCCCUCCGCCGACCUCCUGGGGCUGCGGGCAGCCCCUCCCCCGGCAGCACCCCCAGCUUCUGCAGGGGCAGGGAACCUCCUGGUGGACGUCUUCGAUGGCCCGGCCGCCCAGCCCAGCCUGGGGCCCACCCCCGAGGAGGCCUUCCUUAGCCCAGGUCCUGAAGACAUCGGCCCUCCCAUUCCGGAAGCCGAUGAAUUGCUGAAUAAGUUUGUGUGUAAGAACAACGGGGUUCUGUUCGAGAACCAGCUGCUGCAGAUCGGAGUCAAGUCAGAGUUCCGGCAGAACCUAGGCCGUAUGUAUCUCUUCUAUGGCAACAAGACCUCGGUGCAGUUCCAGAAUUUCUCACCCACUGUGGUCCACCCCGGAGACCUCCAGACUCAGCUGGCUGUGCAGACCAAGCGCGUGGCUGCGCAGGUGGAUGGUGGCGCGCAGGUGCAGCAGGUGCUCAAUAUCGAGUGUCUGCGGGACUUCCUGACGCCCCCGCUGCUGUCCGUGCGCUUCCGGUAUGGUGGCGCCCCCCAGGCUCUCACCCUGAAGCUCCCAGUGACCAUCAACAAGUUCUUCCAGCCCACAGAGAUGGCGGCCCAGGAUUUCUUCCAGCGCUGGAAGCAGCUGAGCCUCCCUCAACAGGAGGCGCAGAAAAUCUUCAAAGCCAACCACCCCAUGGACGCAGAAGUUACUAAGGCCAAGCUUCUGGGGUUUGGCUCUGCUCUCCUGGACAAUGUGGACCCCAACCCUGAGAACUUCGUGGGGGCGGGGAUCAUCCAGACUAAAGCCCUGCAGGUGGGCUGUCUGCUCCGGCUGGAGCCCAACGCCCAGGCCCAGAUGUAUCGGCUGACCCUGCGCACCAGCAAGGAGCCCGUCUCCCGUCACCUGUGUGAGCUGCUGGCACAGCAGUUCUGAGCCCUGGACUCUGCCCCCGGGGAUGUGGCCGGCACUGGGCAGCCCCUUGGACUGAGGCAGCUUUGGUGGAUGGGGGACCUCCACUGGUGACAGAGAAGACGCCAGGGGUUGGGGGAUGCCUGGGACCUUCCUCCGGCCUUUUGUAUUUUUAUUUUUGUUCAUCUGCUGCUGUUUACAUUCUGGGGGGUUAGGGGGAGCCCCCUCCCUUCCUUCCCCCCUCCCAAGCACAGAGGGGAGAGGGGCCAGGGAAGUGGAUGCCUCCUCCCCUCCCACCCCACCCUGUCGUAGCCCCUCCUACCCCCUCCCCAUCCAGGGGCUAUGUAUUAUUGUGAGCGAAUAAACAGAGAGACGCUAACA
This is a messenger RNA of Piliocolobus tephrosceles (Ugandan red Colobus), 2816 nucleotides long. It is a transcript of the gene AP2A1, whose product is annotated as adaptor related protein complex 2 subunit alpha 1. Bases 72 to 2459 code for a protein of 795 amino acids. NCBI's taxonomy places the organism in Eukaryota, Metazoa, Chordata, Mammalia, Primates, Cercopithecidae. The transcript has 19 exons. Gene Ontology annotation, cellular component: clathrin adaptor complex; membrane coat. The record is from RefSeq and is a predicted model, not a curated record. Gene Ontology annotation, biological process: intracellular protein transport; vesicle-mediated transport.